CGCACGCAAACGCGCACGUUUGACGUCUCAUCUGAAACUCAUCUCAUGCCUGCAACAAAACUAAAGCACCAUCUCAGGAACAUGUGAUUUAUUGCAACAUGUCAAGAUAGCAGGAUCUCGCGGACUCUGUCGGUGGGCAGCGCGAGGCGUGUCUGCGGCGCGUGGAGCGCGUUUCUCCUCACUCACUCUCUCACACACACACACCACUCCCAUUGCUGACCUGCAGAAACACUUCGUCCUCUUCCACACAGCUUCAUUUCUAACACGCGCAGCUCGUUUCUCUCAUCGGAGUCCCGGGGAGGAAUAAUUCAUCGGAAGGCGACUUGGGAAAAUGUUUGGAUGUAGUGGAGCCGAGGCGAGGACUUCCAGUGGUUGCAUGGAUUAGAUGGUGUGCAUACUGAACGACUUUGAGCAAUUUGUGAAGAACAAGUAUGUUUCCGUGGGUUUGCAGCGCACUGAACGCCGUUUCCACUGUUCAAUGUGAUGUGGAUACUUGUCAAGGACAUCGUGCGUAAUAAAUGCAUGCAUCAGACGGCGAUGCAUCAGAGCUCGACAGAAGCCCAAGAAAACACUCUCGUCGCGCGCGCGCGCGUGUGUGAUCGAGCCCGGUGGAUUCGCGUGUGCUAAAGCGAUGAUCUUCAGCUGUCAACUCGUCGGAGAGUUCGUGCACGCGCUCGGGGGGCUAUAGGAUCCUUCGGACCCGAAAUCUGGAGAGCAAAGUUAGGUUGGAUAAAAGAACAAAAUCAAACAAGAAAGAUUGGUGUAUCAGAGCCGACGUCUCGAUGGCUGCUGUAACUCAGUGACUUGGUGUCAGCGCACCCUGAAGAGAGGAGAAAAUGGACGGGCAGAAAGACUUCAGAAUGCUGGGUCAACUUCUCAGAAGGAUUGCACCCAUGGAGCGGCUGCUGCUGGUCCUGGCUCUGUUCUCCAUGCCGUCCCACGCCAUGCUGUGUCCCAAACGCUGCACCUGCCAGAACCUGCUGCCCUCCUACACCGUCCUGUGUGCCAAAACCGGCCUGCUCUUCGUCCCACCCAACAUCGACCGGCAGACCGCCGAGCUGCGACUGAUGGACAACUUCAUCACCACCCUGCGCCACCGAGACUUCGCUAACAUGAGCAGUCUUAUACACCUCACGCUCUCCCGAAACACCAUCAGCCAGAUCCAACCGUACGCCUUCGCCGACCUGCAGGAUCUGCACGCGCUACAUCUCGACGCAAACCGGCUGACGAUGCUGGACGACACACAUUUACAGGGGCUGGUGAAUCUACGGCACCUUAUCCUCGCAAACAACCAGCUUCACAGCAUCUCGAAUGGAGCCUUUCAAGACUUCCUAGAAACUCUUGAAGAUCUUGAUCUUUCUUAUAACAAUCUGGUGGAUUUGCCAUGGGAAACUCUAUCUAUGCUAUCCAGCGUUAACACUCUUAGUUUGGAUCACAAUCUCAUCGACUUCGUGCCUGAAGGGAUAUUUUCAAAUCUUCACAAGUUGGCUAGACUGGAUAUGACGUCCAACAAGCUGAAGAAGAUCCCGCCGGAUCCUCUCUUCCUACGCAUCCCGGUCUACGCGAAAACAAAAGGCUCGCCGCUAACCGCGCUAGUGCUCAGUUUCGGCGGCAACCCGUUGCAUUGUAAUUGCGAGCUGGUUUGGCUUCGACGCCUGACGCGGGAGGACGAUCUGGAGACGUGCGCGUCCCCGCGAGAGCUAGCGGGGAAAUACUUCUGGACGAUUCGCGAGGAGGAGUUUGUGUGCGAGCCGCCCAUGAUCACUCGGCACACGUCGAAGAUGUUCGUGAUGGAAGGUCAAGAGGUUAGUUUGAGAUGCCGCUCCGUCGGAGACCCUGAGCCGACCGUCCACUGGGUGAGUCCUGACGGGAAGCUAAUCGGUAACACCUCGCGCACCAUGUGCUACGAUAAUGGCUCUCUGGAUAUCUUGACGGCUACGGUGAAAGACUCCGGCGUGUUCACAUGCAUCGCGUCCAACGCUGCCGGAGAGGCUACGGCUCCGGUGGAAUUAGUCGUGAACCCUUCGCCACAUUACGACCCCAAACUGGAGCCUGAACCGGGACCCUCGGACAUGCCGACGUCCAUAAAGUCCAACAGUAGUGGAAGUGGCGGCCAGUCUCGAGCUGAUCAGCGGGUCAGUGUCUCAGAAAUAACCUCAAGCUCAGUGAUGAUCCGCUGGCCUCCUCAAAACCACAUCCCUGGAGUUCGCAUGUACCAGAUCCAGUACAACAGCUCCACCGACGACAUCCUCAUAUACAGUGUUGUGGACAAGAAACCGUCUCUAAGAACGUGCGUGAGGAAGGCGGAUCUAGCGUCUAACUUAUGGACACAAGAACAACAAUCAUCACUUGUCGUGUUUUACGACGUGUGUGAUGUCAUAGAAAUGGCGCAGCGUUUGUCCCUGUGUUCUGGUUCCUGCAGGAUUGCACCCAUGGAGCGGCUGCUGCUGGUCCUGGCUCUGUUCUCCAUGCCGUCCCACGCCAUGCUGUGUCCCAAACGCUGCACCUGCCAGAACCUGCUGCCCUCCUACACCGUCCUGUGUGCCAAAACCGGCCUGCUCUUCGUCCCACCCAACAUCGACCGGCAGACCGCCGAGCUGCGACUGAUGGACAACUUCAUCACCACCCUGCGCCACCGAGACUUCGCUAACAUGAGCAGUCUUAUACACCUCACGCUCUCCCGAAACACCAUCAGCCAGAUCCAACCGUACGCCUUCGCCGACCUGCAGGAUCUGCACGCGCUACAUCUCGACGCAAACCGGCUGACGAUGCUGGACGACACACAUUUACAGGGGCUGGUGAAUCUACGGCACCUUAUCCUCGCAAACAACCAGCUUCACAGCAUCUCGAAUGGAGCCUUUCAAGACUUUCUAGAAACUCUUGAAGAUCUUGAUCUUUCUUAUAACAAUCUGGUGGAUUUGCCAUGGGAAACUCUAUCUAUGCUAUCCAGCGUUAACACUCUUAGUUUGGAUCACAAUCUCAUCGACUUCGUGCCUGAAGGGAUAUUUUCAAAUCUUCACAAGUUGGCUAGACUGGAUAUGACGUCCAACAAGCUGAAGAAGAUCCCGCCGGAUCCUCUCUUCCUACGCAUCCCGGUCUACGCGAAAACAAAAGGCUCGCCGCUAACCGCGCUAGUGCUCAGUUUCGGCGGCAACCCGUUGCAUUGUAAUUGCGAGCUGGUUUGGCUUCGACGCCUGACGCGGGAGGACGAUCUGGAGACGUGCGCGUCCCCGCGAGAGCUAGCGGGGAAAUACUUCUGGACGAUUCGCGAGGAGGAGUUUGUGUGCGAGCCGCCCAUGAUCACUCGGCACACGUCGAAGAUGUUCGUGAUGGAAGGUCAAGAGGUUAGUUUGAGAUGCCGCUCCGUCGGAGACCCUGAGCCGACCGUCCACUGGGUGAGUCCUGACGGGAAGCUAAUCGGUAACACCUCGCGCACCAUGUGCUACGAUAAUGGCUCUCUGGAUAUCUUGACGGCUACGGUGAAAGACUCCGGCGUGUUCACAUGCAUCGCGUCCAACGCUGCCGGAGAGGCUACGGCUCCGGUGGAAUUAGUCGUGAACCCUUCGCCACAUUACGACCCCAAACUGGAGCCUGAACCGGGACCCUCGGACAUGCCGACGUCCAUAAAGUCCAACAGUAGUGGAAGUGGCGGCCAGUCUCGAGCUGAUCAGCGGGUCAGUGUCUCAGAAAUAACCUCAAGCUCAGUGAUGAUCCGCUGGCCUCCUCAAAACCACAUCCCUGGAGUUCGCAUGUACCAGAUCCAGUACAACAGCUCCACCGACGACAUCCUCAUAUACAGGAUGAUCCCCGCCUCUCAUAAGUUGUUCACCCUGAGUGAUCUGGCCUCGUCGCGGGACUACGAGCUCUGUGUCCUGGCGGUCUACGACGACGGCAUCACGUCUCUCACCGGCACGCGAUUGGUCGGUUGCGUGUCCUUCGCCACUGAGCGCGAGUUUCGCCACUGCCGCUCCAUCCACGACCAGUUCCUCGGCGGCACCAUGAUCAUCGUCAUCGGCGGGAUCAUCGUGGCCUCGGUCCUCGUCUUCAUCUUCAUCCUGCUGAUGAAGUACAAACUGCACAGUCAGCAUUACAAGCAGAAGGCGGCCCGCGUCAGUAACGUUUGUUCUCAGACCAACGGAGGCCAGCAGGGGGCGUCAUCGGGCCCUCCUCCCAGAUCCUCGUCCUCCUCGGGAUCCGCCAACAAGCCCUCGGUCCCGCUCGGGUCGGACCGACAAGACGGGCCACACGGCCUAGACGGGGGUUACGGGGCGCUGAAAGGAACCACGGUUGUGGACUUGAACCCGGAAUACGGGAAAUCCGUAAAAGAUGACGACUCCAUAUCGCAAUAACACAGGGUUCAAUCCCGCCACCAUUCCCAUUCUCUUCACACCUCAACCCAUACAGUUUUGUUUUCUGUUGCCACGUCUUACUGAGGAUUUCUCCUGUCCAAGGCAAACUCACAGUCUGGAAGCUAAACGCAGGACGCCAGAUUAAAUGGGAUCGGAUCCAAUCUAUCAGCUGCGGUCGGAAGGCAAACACAACCGGUUCUCCGUGUUCAAUACUUUAUGCAAGACUCUCCAGACCGUGGAUAUUAUUACGUGCCUCUUUGGUGCAUAUGUUUCAUUUCAAACCAGAGGUUAAUGCCACGAGAGAGAAGAAUCAUCACAUCAUUUUAUGGGAAGAGACAACGAAACUCGUUGGGAAUACGUUGCGGUUGUUUUUUUUGUUUUUUUUUUGUGAAGAUGUGGGAAAUGUUAUGACAGAAUAUCAGUGUUAAAUAGCCAAGCUCCGAUCUCUGCGAUGGUCCAGUGCCAGAGGAUCGCAUCGUGUGGAUUUAAUGUUCCCCCGGAUCCAGACUUAUCAAAGUUCGAUGAAAUAUUGAUGAGUCGGUAUCAAGUUAACAUUUGUGGACCGUCUGGAGCACUUUAUUAUGGAUUCCCUCUGUAUUGUCUAAGCUAAUGACUCUCGCUCUCUCUCUCUCUCCGGCUCUCUUUAUUGGGAAACUGAACACUUGGAUCGAUAUCCAGCUGAUUAACAAACAUGGCGAGUGUGUUCUUGGGAUCUGGAGAUUAGGUCAAACAGGAGAGGAACAUUGAUUAUCACAAUGCACUAAAACUUUCUGAAUCUGCCAUAUCAACGAGGAUUGACGGUAAGGCACUUUUGAGAACUCAAUAUGUGACGACAGACGACGUGAAAGCAGCGCUAAACACACUGAAAUGAACACUGUUCUUGUUUCCCUCCAAUUGACCGUGGACGUAUUUGUAUGUGAAGUACACCUUCAGCCAUCUCUGAUUUUAAUCAUUUGAUUUCAAGGAGAAAAUAAUAAUAAUAAUCAAAAAAAAUAAAAAAUUAAAAAACAUGGGAUGGAAUUUUAUGCUUUCAUAGGUACUCUAUGUGGAUUUAUAAAGAAAUAAAGUAUUUUUCUUCAAGG
This is a messenger RNA of Pimephales promelas (fathead minnow), 5431 nucleotides long. The record is from RefSeq and is a predicted model, not a curated record. NCBI's taxonomy places the organism in Eukaryota, Metazoa, Chordata, Actinopteri, Cypriniformes, Leuciscidae.